UUCAUUCAAUUCAAUGGCUUCUACUUCAUCAGUUCCAAAAAGCUUCAAGUACGAUGUGUUCUUGAGUUUCCGGGGUGAAGACACCCGCAAAACCUUUGUUGAUCAUCUCUAUGUUGCUCUUGUGAAUAAAGGCAUUAUUACUUACAAAGAUGAUGAAACAAUCGACAAAGGUGAAAGGAUCAAGGAGCGGCUAAUCAGAUCCAUACAAGACUCGAGAUUUUACAUAAUUGUAUUCUCCAAGAACUAUGCUUCUUCAUCGUGGUGCUUAGACGAGCUCGUGGAGAUUAUCAAGUGCCAGAAGACAUCCGAGCAUACUGCUUACCCCAUCUUCUAUGAUGUGGAACCCACCGAAGUGCGCCACCAAAGUGGGGCAUUUGGGGAAGCCUUUGCAAAACUUGUUGCUAAACAUGAAAAGGGUAGCGGGAUGUUCUCCUUCUUGAAAUUGUUCACAAGGAAGAGGAAGAGGACGUCGGAGGAUCUGGUAACACUGCAUUUGUAG
This is a messenger RNA of Helianthus annuus (common sunflower), 499 nucleotides long. RefSeq names its product disease resistance protein RPV1-like. The record is from RefSeq and is a predicted model, not a curated record. Gene Ontology annotation, biological process: signal transduction. The transcript has a single exon. Lineage: Eukaryota; Viridiplantae; Streptophyta; Magnoliopsida; Asterales; Asteraceae. The coding region runs from base 14 to 499 and encodes 161 amino acids.